GUGGCAUUUGAUUUUGUUGACAUGGGCAAAAGAAAGUUUUCGCCACAAUGGUAUUGAACAGUUAACGGGCCAAGGUCCGAUGAGUGGCCAGCGCAAUGAAUUUUCGCGCCUGCUUAGCCAUUGCCAGCGUCUUUGUGGGAUGUUGUUGCGGUGUUGUGUUUCUGGAGCUGCUCGUUAAAUUGGAUCCGGGUGCGGGCAAUUUGAUUACCGCUGCGCAAUUUGCAUUUAUUGCCCUUGAGGGUUUUGUAUUCACGGCCAAAUUUGGGAUGGCGAAGCGUGUGAUAAGUCUGCAAGAUUAUGCGCUGCUUGUGGCAAUGUUCUUUGUGACGAGCGUAUGCAACAACUACGUGUUCCACUUGAAUGUGCCGAUGACGUUGCACAUGAUAAUCCGUGGUGGCAGCCUUAUAUCAAAUAUGUGCCUGGGCACAAUAAUACUCAAACGACAGUAUCGAUUGAAACAGUAUAUAUCCGUCUGCAUGAUUACAAUGGGCAUCUUCAUCUGCACUUAUUUCUCUAGCCGGGAUGUGGAAAAUGUAGUUGACGUCGCCAACACGGACGCGACUAGCAAUAUAUUCUGGUGGUCAGUGGGCGUGGUGCUGCUUGUACUCGCAUUGUUCAUCUCCUCGUACAUGGGCAUUACCCAGGAACUGUUGUACCGUCGACACGGGAAAUAUGCCCGUGAAGCACUUUAUUACACCCACCUGUUGCCGCUGCCCGCCUUCCUCUUAAUGUAUGACAACAUCAAAACGCAUUGGACUUUGGCAUUGGCAAGCGAACCGGUCAGAUUGGGUUGGCUGGGAGAUGUAGCUGUGCCGCUGCUGCUGCUUUAUUUGCUCGGCAACCUUCUGAUGCAGCACUUGUGCAUUAGCUCCGUUUAUUUUCUGACUACCGAGUGCAGUUCGUUGACUGUUACUUUGAUUUUGACAUUACGUAAAUUCAUCUCGUUGGUAUUCUCGAUUGUAUACUUUCGUAAUCCGUUUACGCUUUACCACUGGCUGGGCACAGCGUUCGUCUUUGUGGGCACAUUGCUGUUCGCCAAUGUCAGUCUCAGUCUUCCAUCGUCGAAAAGAAAUGCUGUGAAAAAUGAUUAAACAUUCCAAUUGC
Drosophila grimshawi is the source of this 1104-nucleotide messenger RNA. Its product is annotated as UDP-xylose and UDP-N-acetylglucosamine transporter. Gene Ontology annotation, biological process: transmembrane transport. The transcript is spliced from 2 exons. The record is from RefSeq and is a predicted model, not a curated record. Gene Ontology annotation, molecular function: UDP-xylose transmembrane transporter activity; UDP-N-acetylglucosamine transmembrane transporter activity. Gene Ontology annotation, cellular component: Golgi membrane; endoplasmic reticulum membrane. The coding region runs from base 96 to 1091 and encodes 331 amino acids. NCBI's taxonomy places the organism in Eukaryota, Metazoa, Arthropoda, Insecta, Diptera, Drosophilidae.